CGGCUUUCCGGAGCUGUGAUCCUGUGGGAAGCCCACCUCGCUCUUAAUUUGUGUUUCAGGGUGGGUCUGUGAAGGCAGGGAAGAUGCCACAAGGGGAGAAGACGAGGCAGUGCAAGCAGGAAGUGGAGCAGCAGCAGAAGGAAGAUGAGAGGGAGGGCCUCAUCGAAUUCUAUGGUUCCUACCAGGAGCUGUUCCAGUUCUUCUGUAGCAACACGACCAUCCAUGGAGCUAUCCGCCUGGUGUGCUCUAAAAAGAACAAGAUGAAGACGGCCUUCUGGUCUGUCCUCUUCUUUCUCACCUUCGGCUUAAUGUACUGGCAGUUUGGAAUCCUCUACAGGGAGUACUUCAGCUACCCUGUCAACCUCAACCUCAACCUCAACUCGGACAGGCUGACUUUCCCUGCAGUGACGCUGUGCACACUUAACCCAUACAGGUACAGUGCCAUUCGAAAGAAGCUCGAUGAACUGGACCAAAUCACCCAUCAGACACUGUUGGACCUUUAUGAUUAUAACAUGUCCUUGGCACGAAGUGAUGGGUCAGCGCAUUUCUCACGAAGGCGUACCUCGAGGAGCCUGCUCCAUCAUGUUCAGCGCCAUCCUCUGCGGAGGCAGAAGCGAGAUAACUUGGUCAGCUUGCCAGAAAACAGUCCCUCGGUGGACAAGAACGACUGGAAAAUUGGCUUUGUUCUGUGCAGUGAAAACAAUGAGGAUUGUUUCCACCAGACCUACUCCUCAGGAGUGGAUGCAGUGCGGGAAUGGUACAGCUUUCACUACAUCAACAUCCUGGCACAGGUGCCUGAUGCGAAAGACCUGGAUGAGUCUGACUUUGAGAAUUUUAUUUAUGCUUGCCGCUUCAAUGAAGCAACAUGUGACAAGGCGAAUUACACCCACUUCCACCAUCCCUUGUAUGGGAACUGCUACACCUUCAAUGACAACAGCAGCAGCCUGUGGACAUCCUCUCUGCCUGGGAUCAGUAAUGGCCUCUCUCUGGUGGUGCGCACCGAGCAGAAUGAUUUCAUCCCUCUGUUGUCAACAGUAACUGGAGCCAGGGUCAUGGUCCACGAUCAGAAUGAGCCAGCCUUCAUGGAUGAUGGGGGUUUCAACGUGCGUCCAGGUAUUGAGACCUCCAUCAGCAUGAGGAAGGAGAUGACUGAGCGUCUUGGGGGCAGUUACAGUGACUGUACAGAGGAUGGCAGUGAUGUGCCAGUGCAAAAUUUGUACUCAUCUCGCUACACUGAACAGGUCUGCAUUCGUUCCUGCUUUCAGCUCAACAUGGUAGAGCGCUGCUCCUGUGCCUAUUACUUUUAUCCCUUACCUGAUGGAGCAGAGUAUUGUGACUACACGAAGCACAUAGCUUGGGGCUACUGCUAUUAUAAACUCCUUGCUGAAUUCAAAGCUGAUGUGCUGGGCUGCUUCCACAAAUGUCGGAAACCUUGCAAAAUGACAGAAUACCAGCUCUCUGCUGGAUACUCUCGCUGGCCUUCUGCUGUCUCAGAGGAUUGGGUUUUUUACAUGCUUUCACAACAGAACAAAUACAAUAUAACAUCCAAGAGGAAUGGAGUUGCAAAAGUGAAUAUCUUUUUUGAGGAAUGGAACUACAAGACCAAUGGGGAGUCACCAGCCUUCACAGUAGUGACUCUCUUGUCCCAGCUUGGGAAUCAGUGGAGUCUCUGGUUUGGAUCCUCUGUCCUAUCUGUGAUGGAGCUUGCAGAGCUGAUUCUGGAUUUCAUUGUCAUCACUUUCAUCCUGGCCUUCCGCUGGUUCCGCUCCAAGCGGUGGCACUCCUCCCCAAGGCCCCCUCCAAAUAGUCAUGAUAACACUGCCUUCCAAGAUGAGGCAUCAGGACUUGGUGCUCCACACCGCUUCACUGUUGAGGCUGUAGUGACCACACUGCCAUCUUACAACAGUCUGGAACCAUGUGGACCAAGCAAGGAUGGUGAGACAGGACAUGAGUGAGGCAGAGCUUUAUUUCAUAAUUCAGUUAGAUGGCAGCUGGACCAGAAGCUGUAUACUUUCUCUGUGGGACGUACCUUUCAUUCUUUUUGGGAUGCUCUGCCUCGAUCAUAGCAGAAGACUGUAUUGUGGUUAAUUGCUUUUACUAUCGUAUGUGAAUCCUUCAGUCUUGUGAAACACUAUUGCUCUUGGGAUCACCAGGGAUGAGAGUCAAUCUAGUGUUUGCAAAGGGGAGAUGUCAGCUCAGGAGAUGUCAGCUCAGAUUCCUUAUAGUCUUUACAUGUACAUACUUUUUUUUUUUCCUCCGCAACAAAGAUGCUGCUACAGUUCUCA
Molecule: messenger RNA, 2285 nt
Organism: Meleagris gallopavo (turkey)
Lineage: Eukaryota; Metazoa; Chordata; Aves; Galliformes; Phasianidae
Source: RefSeq, a predicted model, not a curated record